Protopolystoma xenopodis is the source of this 285-nucleotide messenger RNA. The record is from the annotation of a GenBank genome assembly. NCBI's taxonomy places the organism in Eukaryota, Metazoa, Platyhelminthes, Monogenea, Polystomatidea, Polystomatidae.
AUGGCUUCUGAAACCCGCGGCUCAGACAAGUGCAUGGUCCAUCAAUUCUCCUGCCAUAAAAGUGGACUAUGCAUAAGCAAGCAUCAGGUCUGCGAUGGUACCUUCGAUUGCGGAUCUGGCGAUGACUCUGACGAGGCUGAGUGUCCAGGCUGUCCAACUGACAAAUUUACCUGCGGCUCCACAUUCCAGCGUCCUGGCGUCUGUAAGCCACGGUACGUCCGCUGCGAUGGUCACGAUGACUGCGGUGAUGGCAGUGAUGAGCAUGGAUGCGGUGAGCCUUAUUAA